Bradysia coprophila is the source of this 987-nucleotide messenger RNA. RefSeq lists its product as uncharacterized. NCBI's taxonomy places the organism in Eukaryota, Metazoa, Arthropoda, Insecta, Diptera, Sciaridae. The record is from RefSeq and is a predicted model, not a curated record.
GUGAUAGCUGGCUACUUGACAGCACCGCGUAAGCAACAAUUAUCGAAACAAGUCCCUUAUUGUGAAUCGAAUUAUGAAGAAAAUAUUCGUGUUGUUAUCUCUGUGCGUUUUGUUUUCCCUAUCCAGAACUCUUUCAUACGAAAAGACCGGUCCAAAGAGUAAGGAAUUGAUUCUCAAAAAUAAAGUACGACCAGCGGACAAAAACUUUUUCGGGCUGCUGUUAGUUCCUUACAUAAUAUGCUUUUUCGCUGCUACGGGCAUAUGGCCACACUAUCCGCAGUACAUGCAAAAUAGUGUCAACGAAAUGGGACAACAAGUUUUUUCACAAAGUGACGAACACAUUCAAAAUUUUUGCCGAGGAAAGUUUUUAUUUAAUGCUCAGGCACAUAGACCAGUAUUUUUCAAGGGAAUUUUUUUCCCGUUCGCUCCAAUAGAGGAAUGGCCUUCGAAGACGACAAAGAUAGUGGAAAAAACUACUAUGAGAGAAAGACCAACGCCUGCAGAGACAAAAGAAACGGAAGCAACGACAGAAACUACAGUGACAACCACUAAGGCAACUACAGUACCCACAACUACAUUACCACCAGAAACUACAACUCCUGAACCUACUACUACUACUCCUGACACCAGCGUCGUAACGUUUGAUCCCAAUCAGCCUGUAACGGUGAUUUGCAAUUGUAGCCAACCGAAACUUGUUAAUUCACAAGCAAAUGUCACGACAGUGAAAAUUGAAAAGAGCAUCAACACAAUACCAUUGACCACAGGCACUGCAGCACCCACUCAGCCAACUCAUAUUAAAAUCGAAGUAAAAAAUGUGAUUUCGUUUAUUGAUCUCAUUUUAUCGUAUUUGAAUUUAACGAGAUCGAACCAGUGAAAUAUUGAUUAGUGUUCGGAAGUUGCCUAUGUGUUUGAUUAAAGAGUGACUUGAAUGUUGUGUAUCCAAAGGUUUUUGUUGUUUAAUUUGGAGUAGAAGAAAGAACAGAAAAA